AUGCACGACCUUAAGCCGCUCGUCUUCCCUCACAUGCCCGCCGUGCGCAAAUCUUCAAAGGGCUCGUUAAUCAUGUACGAGGAUCCAACUCUGUCUGUCUGCUCCAAUGCAGACUCUGGCUUCUACUCUGCAUCCGAGUGCUCGACGCCGCCCACGCCAAGCCAGUACAUCCGUGGUCACUUCCGCUUUCCCAGCUCGGCUUCGUCAUUGUCGUCGAGCCCGCCAACCUACGACCCAGCCGACGCCCCCAAUGGCUCAGGAAAGCUACCCAAACUGACAGAAGAACCCUUUGAGCGCGAGUACGACUUCGUUGGCCACGACGUCUACCGCUGCUCUUGCGACACCCAAGGUUCCUAUGGUCAUGCACAGCACUGCAGGAUAUCUAGGGCAUAUGACCCCCAGGACGAGUACUUCACCACCCUCGACUCUGGACUACAAUCGGCAAAGCGAAGACGGUCAUUGGAAGCCUCUGCACACAGCAUUGCUGGCAAGAUUGAGAGGCGCUUCCCCUCGCUGUCGCGCAGAGUGCGCGACCGCACCUCGAACCUCAGCAGGGUAUCGCGCAGCACAACACCCUCACGAGUACCCUCGACACGCUCCUCGUCACUCGCUGGCUCCCUCUACCAGGCGUCGACUGUCGACCUCGCAACUGAAUACUCGCCGCCCACCUCCAGCCCUGCUUUGAUCAGCAGGGAGCAAGUAAACGAGGAUGUUCCUACGCCACUUGCCAUCGAUGUUGACAGGGCCAAUGCCAUGGACAUUGACUUUGAUCCAGAGGAGGUAGAACGAGAGCGAUAUGCCGCUACGCCACUCUUACCGCCCAUGCUCGUACACUCUCGGACCGAAGACGUACCGGCCUCUUCGCCUUUGCAGUCGCCAGCAGUUGCUGACACGACUCAGUCAGCGGGUCUAGCUUAUGCUGCCACCCCUCCAACGCGCACCUACCCUACACCCCCUCUCUCCUCGAAGCCCUCGUACGCAUCCAUGCGAGGACCAAACGCAGGGUUUGCCGUGGCAUCGGCCGAUAUCCCUCCCCUGAUGCUCGCCAGUCCGGACGACAAAUGGGCUAACAUCUUGGGCCACGCCAACUUCACCAUCCUCCCCGAGCCUUACAUUCCCGAAGUGUGCGACUCUGCAUCUAUCGAAGAGCACCUGGCCGAGUGGGCCCAAGCGCGGCGCAAUUAUGCAAAGCACCAAGUGCGCACCGCCGAGCAUUAUGGAGUAACAUCGAAGCACUAUCUUCUCACCGAACAAAAAUGGGCUGAAAUCGACGCCGAAUGGAAGAUGAACCAUGACAUGGCCAAGGCACAUGCGGCUGCCCUUGGCGAAGAGCUUGCGCCAUACUCUCCCACGGAGCCAGGGCCCCUCAGCAAGAUGCCAACGCUCCACGACCCGAAGAGCGAGGGUAAAUUCCCCAAUCUUGGUGACGAGGACAUUGUCGGUCCCAUGCAACAAGCCGCUGCACUAAUUCCCGCCAACCCUUCACGCAAGCGCGCAUUUUUCAGGUUCCUCAACGACCUGCGGUUUCCUAGUUCGUUCCUAGGCCGUUCCUCGAAUGGCACCCGAGGAUAUUAG
This is a messenger RNA of Bipolaris oryzae ATCC 44560, 1575 nucleotides long. RefSeq lists its product as uncharacterized. The record is from RefSeq and is a predicted model, not a curated record. The transcript is spliced from 2 exons. Bases 1 to 1575 code for a protein of 524 amino acids. Lineage: Eukaryota; Fungi; Ascomycota; Dothideomycetes; Pleosporales; Pleosporaceae.